Molecule: messenger RNA, 195 nt
Organism: Mus caroli (Ryukyu mouse)
Lineage: Eukaryota; Metazoa; Chordata; Mammalia; Rodentia; Muridae
Source: RefSeq, a predicted model, not a curated record
AUGACUCUAAAGGAUAUUUACUCUCUCCUUGCAGCUGUUGGAGAUCUAAAACAUCUUAUACUCAAAGCACAACUUACACGGUGCUACAAGUUCGGAGGGUUCUGUCACUAUAAUAUUUGUCCUGGUAAUAGCAGGUUUAUGAGUAACUGUCACCCAGAGAAUCUCCGCUGUUGCAAGAACAUAAAACAAUUUUAA